This is a messenger RNA of Gloeophyllum trabeum ATCC 11539, 334 nucleotides long. RefSeq lists its product as uncharacterized. The transcript has 2 exons. Bases 115 to 294 code for a protein of 59 amino acids. NCBI's taxonomy places the organism in Eukaryota, Fungi, Basidiomycota, Agaricomycetes, Gloeophyllales, Gloeophyllaceae. The record is from RefSeq and is a predicted model, not a curated record.
GAUAGAUUCAGAAGAAGACAAAAAACAAGGAAAUUCUCUGAAGAUGUCCCCUUGUUCGAGGAACUUUCGCGGUAGAACUCUAUGAGCCAUGCGCUUAGCGGAAUAUAGCGGGUAAUGCUUAUCAUUCUUUCUGCCCGAGUUCGAUGGUGGGCACAACAGGUGCGCAGCACUAGCUUCGUCGAAUCGCCCUUGUUUCAAGUGGUGUGUACGCUCACUGUCAUUGUUCUAUUGUGGUAUGCGAUCGCGAGCGCAACCGAAAUCCUAGGGAAGUUUGUACCAUCCAAUGCCGUAUAAAUACCCCAGCCAUCGUUUCGUAGUAUCAGAAUCAAGUUAC